This is a messenger RNA of Aspergillus welwitschiae, 1944 nucleotides long. RefSeq names its product DXO/RAI1 family decapping nuclease. Gene Ontology annotation, molecular function: mRNA 5'-diphosphatase activity. The coding region runs from base 283 to 1389 and encodes 368 amino acids. Gene Ontology annotation, cellular component: nucleus; cytosol. Gene Ontology annotation, biological process: nuclear-transcribed mRNA catabolic process; NAD-cap decapping. The transcript has 9 exons. Lineage: Eukaryota; Fungi; Ascomycota; Eurotiomycetes; Eurotiales; Aspergillaceae. The record is from RefSeq and is a predicted model, not a curated record.
GACUGAACUACUGCAACGACGAUCUACUUAUUUCUUCCACUCCGCAUUUGCGCGCUGCAGGGUUCAUACCUAGCUAUAUUGGAGGUGAAUGGUUUCGCUCUUACCACUGAUUCUUUCCUUCCCAAGCAACAGCAGGACACCUUUGAGACUUUAGUUCAUAUGGUCUUAAUCCCUGGUAUAAUCUCGUGAAAGGCGCGCGCGCACGGCAGAAAGAGUACAUAGAGUAACCUUUCCGCGCAUUCACAUCCAGUCACCAUCAUACCCGGGCAAUCUCUCAAAGUAAUGGAUCGCAAGGCCUUUGAUAUUCAGCCCAUUGGCCGCUUCUACGGAGCUAGCGCUGCCAUUCGACGUCCAAAGGAGAUUGCAUGUUUCUCUUAUGAUGAUGAGCAUAAGUUCCAUCUCGGAGAUUCAUCGAUGAAAUACUACUAUCCGCCAUGCCUUCCCGCGGACCUGAACCGCGGAUUCGAGUCAUUUCAAAAGCUGGAUGAUUCAGCUGAUGAGCAUCUAGAUGCUCUGCUCGAGACAGUCAUAGCCCUGGAACAAGAAACGCAGAAGAAAUGUGAAGCUGAUAUUAUCACCUGGAGAGGCAUGAUGACCAAGAUCCUUGCAGCUCCUUUUGAUAACUUAAAUGGCUUCGAAAUGAACGCUACCUGCUUCCAGGGAACAAUAUUUAUCGAAGAGAACAACAGCUACAAGAAUGAGCAGAAACGAAUUCAGAAAAAUCAACGAAUGCCUCCGGGAAUGGCAUCCCAGGAUCUGAUGGCCUACUGGGGGUAUAAAUUUGAGACUCUGUCGGUGCUUAAUGAACCGUGGGAUCCGACUCCACGCAGAGAGAUUGAAAACCGAGAGGAACUCAUGGUGAACAACAAUGCCCAGUAUUGUUCAGUGGUGCGCACUGCAAUCGGCCGCGCACGCCUAGUCAUUGGUGGGGAGGUAGAUGCGAUCUGGGAUUGCAAACCUGAGCGAAAGGAAGAUCCCAUCCAUUGGGUAGAACUGAAAACCUCCGCCGAGAUUAGAAAUGACCGGGACAUGGUGAAAUACGAAAGGAAGCUCCUGAAAUUCUGGGCCCAGUCAUUCUUACUCGGGGUACCCAAGAUCGUUGUCGGCUUUCGGGACCAACAUGGUAUUGUUCAUCGUCUUGAGGAGCUCGAGACUGCUGCCAUACCUGGAAAAGUCAAGAAGCUUGGCCGGUCGACUUGGGACGGAAAUAUCUGCAUUAACUUCGCUGCCACGUUCCUUGAAUGGCUUAAAACUACCAUCCAAGAGGAAGGCACAUGGAGAAUACGCAAACGGGAGAAAUCGUCGCUUAUUGAAGUCUUCAGGGUGGAGGAGAGUGGAACUGGCGAUAUUAUCUCACCAGCAUUUUCGGCCUGGAGGUCCAAAUCUUGAGCCAUACAAACGCUCAGUCAUUGACUUCUUUAUUUCCAAUGAUUCUGCGUCUGUGGACUACUCCUCCAGUGAAAGAGAAGCUCGGGGUCCACCCAGUUGCGCAAGAAUGAUAAGGCUGCUAUCAACAGAUAGGGAUAUGCUUGCCUCUUGGCUUGAUGCAUGGGAACUCGCUUGCGGCAUCGGCUGGAUCGACUUGGUCACUGGACCUAGACGGUGCUGUGACAAGUAUGUGCUGUGCAAUCAUUGCAAAUGAAUGCUUUAUGUCUGACAUCUAUUCGCUGCCCCAAACACCAAGCCCUAUGCCAAACACAGCCAGAAGUUAGGGGCUUCUUCAGAUGACAUCAUCUGGCUGUCGGUCAGCGUUGUCUUGUUGUCUUCUUGACCGCACCUGCUUUCUGCAUACAUUUACGGUGUGAAAGCAAACAUGCAGAUGGUCUGCUAGCAUGCACUGCGCGGAAGAAUCUCUCUACAUGGUUACCCACGGGUCUCGCAGAUGCAUUUGCAUUGAGACGCAAGGCACAUCGGUGCUAUUGACAAUUAAUUUGAGACUUCUAU